CACUACUCCUUCAUAUAUAAAUACUAAACCCCUUCAACCCUAAAUGACAUCACAAACCACACCAAACCCUUUAUUUCUUUUCUCUCACACAUCUCAUUACACUAACAACUUCCCCACCUAAUAUAAGUAACCUUACACAUAGACAUAGUGCCUCAUAGAGAUGGAUCGUGUAGCGAAAUUGGCCUCACAAAAGGCAGUGGUGAUCUUCAGCAAGAGCUCGUGUGGGAUGUGCCACGCGAUUAAGAGACUAUUUUAUGAGCUUGGGGUGGGUCCCGCAAUAUACGAGGUGGACGAAGAGUCACGGGGGAAGGAAAUAGAGUGGUGCUUGAUGAGGUUAGGGUGCAACCCCUCUGUGCCAGCAGUGUUCAUUGGUGGCAAGUUUGUUGGUUCAGCCAACACUGUGAUGACCCUUCACCUCAAUGGCUCGCUAAAGAAAAUGCUAAGAGAUGCUGGAGCACUCUGGCUUUAGAACAACACGUCAUUAACCUACGUCACCUCACAUCAUAUGCUCCCGCAAACAGCGACAAAUACCUAAACCAUGCGAUUAAGAUUACUUUAGUUCUAUAAUUAUAUAAUACCAUAUCCUGCUACUUUUUGGAGGGAGGCAAAAGAUAUUAGCACUUCCUUUUUUUUAUCAUCUUUUCUUUACACAACCUUCUUUGAGGAAAACCAAAAGGUGUUAACUAAAGAUAGUGUAAAUAUAUAUAUAUAUAUAUAUAUAUAUAUAAGACAUAAAAAUAUCUUCUUCUUCUUUUUUUAUGCAAUAUAUGGUGCUUUUGGAA
Molecule: messenger RNA, 782 nt
Organism: Cajanus cajan (pigeon pea)
Lineage: Eukaryota; Viridiplantae; Streptophyta; Magnoliopsida; Fabales; Fabaceae
Product: monothiol glutaredoxin-S10
Molecular function (GO): electron transfer activity; heme binding
Source: RefSeq, a predicted model, not a curated record